CUACAAACAAAAUGGUCCACUUGGGCGGCUCUCUACUUUGCUUCCAUGCCUUCCCAAAUUCCAACUUCCACCUAAAACAAACGAAAUGUAAACCCAAAAAACAAGUGAUUUGUCUUGAGGAACAACAUAAUUGAGUAAUUUUAGAUGUAUUGAAUAAUCUCUUAUAUAUUUGUGGGUUGAAAGUUGAACAUUUAUGGUAAAAGAACCUUAAGAAAAUAUUAAUACAUUAUAUUUUAUAUCGUUUUCAUAUUUGUAAUUGCUAUACUACUGUAAACGUAUUUAAUUAGUUCAGUACUUAAUAAGAAUUUUUCAAUAGUAAUUAUUAAACGCACACUGUAUUAAGUGAUUAUCAAAGCCUUAGUUUCUAAUCACGUUUUGUAUAGGGUCUUUAUUUGGUACCAUUAAUGCCUAAACAUGUUUUUUUUUCUUUUUAAGAUCAUCCUCUAAUCAAAUAGUCUUACAAUUGUCCCAUACUAAAAAAAAAAAACUUGGUGGAAAAGCAAAACAAAAGAGAAUUACCAUUAGUAGUAUUAAAUUAUAACGUACGUGCAUUCUUUGCAAGUUUUGUUUGGUUUGGUCCAAAUAAAAUUUUCUAUCUUCAAUCUGCAGACUGCAGGCGCUCUCUUCAUUUUUGUUUUUUCUAGUAUUAAAUUCUGCAGAAACACUGAAGAUGGUUUGCUUCAAUCAACAACUCUGUCUCAUCAGUCUCAAAUAUUUGGUUCGUCAUUUUUUGUCAUCAAAUCACUCAAUAUGAUCAAACAAUUUCAGAUAAGUUAGCCUUAGCCCAGAAAAGAAGUUCACAAGAAGAAAGCUUUAAGGAGGAAAAACAGGGGAUUUUGAAGUUUGAUCAUGCCAGAAGACGAAAAGGAUAAACCUUUCGUUUUAGCACUAUUCACCUUGUUGUUCUUGAUCACAGGUCAGCUUGUUGCUGGAGAUUCUUUAGAUACAGACAGAAAUGUGCUAUUGAACCUGAAGUCAUUUCUUGAAGAACGCAAUCCUGUCAAUAAAGGAAGCUAUUCUGGGUGGAAUAAUUCCAGUUCUAAUCCCUGCAGCUGGAAUGGAGUUACAUGUAAUAACACGAAAAAUCGGGUUACCAGCGUCAACUUGUCUGCUAAUAAUAUAGCUGGAGAUUUCUUCGGGAGCUUUUCGCAAUUGACUGAGCUAACUUACCUGGAUCUUUCAGUGAAUUCCAUUGGCAAGGGGAUUCCAGAAGAUUUAGGCCAUUGUAAGAACCUGAAGUUCCUGAAUUUGUCGCAUAACCUCAUCGAUUAUGCGCUCAACUUGACCGGACUGACUAGUUUGGAAGUACUUGAUCUUUCCCAGAACAGAAUUCAGGGAAGCGUCAGGUCAGCUAUUCCAGGAAUUGGCAACAGUUUGAGGGUUGCAAACCUGUCGAAUAACGCGUUUUCUGGUGAUCUUGGGACGGCCUUUGAGGGAUGCUUGAAUCUGAAAUAUCUUGAUUUGAGCACCAACAAUUUGACUGGAGGUUUAUGGUAUGGUUUUGACAGGCUUGUUGAGUUAUCCCUCUCUGGAAACCAUUUCACAGGCAAUGUCCCUUCAUCAUUCAUUACAAGAAAUUGCAGUUUGCAGACUUUGGACUUUUCAGAAAACCAGUUCUUUGGGAAUGUUCCCAUGGAAAUUUCAUAUUGCAAAAGUCUGCAGAGUCUGAAUUUGUGGAGCAAUAGUUUCUCAGGGCCAAUUCCAGGCGAGAUUGGUUCGAUUUCAGGCCUCCAAGCACUUUACUUUGGGAGCAACAAUUUCUCCAGUGAUAUUCCAGAGUCCCUGGUAGGUCUGAGCAACCUUACCUUUCUUGACCUAAGUGAUAACAACUUUGGAGGAGAAAUACAAUCCAUUCUUGGCCAAUUUAAGCAGGUGAAAUUCUUAGUUUUGCACGGGAAUUCAUACUCUGGCGGGUUAUACACAUCAGGCAUCCUGAAUUUGACCAACAUUUACCGGUUGGACUUGAGCUACAACAAUUUAUCUGGUCCUUUGCCUGUUGAAGUUUCUCAGAUGCCGAACUUAAUGUUCUUGAUUCUCGCCUACAACCAGUUCACAGGACCAAUUCCAUCCGAAUAUGGAAAUUUCCAAGGGAUACAGGUCAUCGACCUUUCUUACAACAGGUUAAAUGGUUCCAUUCCAUCAAGCUUGGGAAAAUUGAGCUCACUGUUGUGGUUGAUGCUUGCAAACAAUGAAUUGUCUGGUGAAAUUCCUCCCGAGUUCGGGAAUUGUAGCAGCUUGCUGUGGUUGAACCUUGCAAAUAAUCAACUUUCUGGACCAAUUCCUCCCCAGCUGACUAAUAUCGGCGCUGAUCCAACGCCAACCUUCCUGUUUAACAAGCAAAAUUAUCAAACUAAUGCUGGCAGAGGGGGGUGCUUGACAAUGAGAAGGUGGAUACCUGCUGAUUACGCUCCGUUCAGCUUUGUUUUUAAACUCCUAACAACUAAGAAAUGUAGCAGUUUGUGGGAUAUGUUGCUCACUGGAUAUGGUCUGUUCCAAUUCUGUAGACCGGGUACUAACGCGAGAACUUCAGACAUUUCAGGCUAUCUUCAACUAAGUGGUAAUCAGUUAUCUGGCAUUGUUCCUACUGAAAUUGGUAAUAUGCAUAACUUCAGUAUGCUGCAUUUGGGAAUGAAUGGGUUCUAUGGUCAACUUCCUUCUCAAAUUGGACAGAUGGGUCUAGUGGUCCUCAACCUGACACGGAACAAUUUCUCUGGUGAGAUUCCCACAGAGAUUGGCGGUAUUAAGUGCUUACUAAACCUCGAUUUCUCAUACAACAAUUUCUCUGGUGACUUUCCGGCUAGCUUGAACAACUUGACGGACCUGACCAAGUUCAAUAUCUCUUACAAUCCAUAUAUCUCAGGUGCAAUACCAGACACUGGACAGUUAGCGACGUUUGAUAAAUGGUCGUUCCUAGGUGAUCCCCAUUUACGUCUUCCAUCCUUCAUUGCUAACAAUAGUAAUGGUUCUCAGACAGGCCAAAUGGAUAACAAACACAACCGCUCAAAGUUGAAUGCAUUUUUGGUGUUCCUGGCUGUGUUAAUGGCUUUUUUAGUAUGUGGUGUGUUGACACUCAUAGCUUGCCUCGUAUUAAAGAAUCCAACGGAUGCAUCAGGAUAUCUGCUAGAAGGAUCAAAGGGAAUGCAUGAACUGGUUUCAACUUCAAGCUUUUCUUCUCCUUGGCCAUCAGAUAGUGUCAAGGUCAUACGCUUGGAUAAAACAGCGUUUACUCAUUCUGACAUUCUUCAAGCUACCUGUAACUUUUCCCAUGACAGGAUCAUUGGAAGGGGAGGUUACGGAAUAGUUUAUCGAGGGGUUUUGCCUGAUGGAACUGAGGUAGCUGUGAAGAAGGCACAAAGAGAUGGCCUUGAGGGUGAAAAGGAGUUUCAGGCUGAAAUGGAAGUAUUGAGUGGAAAUGGAUUUGGUUGGCCUCAUCCGAACUUGGUAACUCUUUAUGGAUGGUGUCUUGAUGGAUCGGAGAAGUUGCUUGUUUAUGAAUACAUGGAAGGUGGAAGUUUAGAGGACCACAUCACUGAUCGAAUUAAGCUUACAUGGAGAAGGCGCAUUGAGGUUGCAAUCGAUGUAGCACGCGCUUUAGUGUAUUUACACCAUGAGUGUUACCCUCCUAUUGUGCACAGAGAUGUCAAAGCAAGCAAUGUGCUCCUAGAUAAAAAUGGCAAGGCGCGAGUCACUGAUUUUGGACUUGCCAGAGUUAUCAAUCCUGGAGGAAGUCAUGUCAGCACAAUGGUAGCUGGUACGGUUGGCUAUGUUGCACCAGAAUAUGGCCAGACAUGGCACGCGACAACAAAAGGCGACGUGUACAGCUAUGGUGUGCUAAUCAUGGAACUAGCAACCGGGAGGCGUGCUGUAGAUGGAGGAGAAGAAUGCCUUCUUGAUUGGGCAAGAAGGGUUAUGGGAGACGGGCGACAAGGAUUCACUAGAUCCCUUAUUCCAGUAGCAUUUUUGGUAUCUGGGUUGGAAAAGGGAGCAGAACAAAUGUGUGAGUUACUUCAAAUCGGAAUAAGAUGUACAGCUGAAUCGCCGCACCUGAGGCCUAACAUGAAAGAGGUCCUAGCUAUGUUGUUUGGAAUUUCAGGCAAAUCAGGAAGUAGAAGGCAUCGGAGUAGUGAUUCUUCUCCUCCCACAAACUGAAUCAUCACGAACUUAUCGAUUUAAGCAUCCAGAUAUUUAGCUAAUCUUGGUACCCCGACCUGUAAUUGUUCAUGUAAACAACAUACUCUCAAAAGAUUCAUUGUUUCUUUUUUUCUUUACAAUUUUGGCAGCAUUGUAAAUAUAGACAGGAAUUUGAAGAUUAAUG
This is a messenger RNA of Oldenlandia corymbosa var. corymbosa, 4315 nucleotides long. The record is from the annotation of a GenBank genome assembly. NCBI's taxonomy places the organism in Eukaryota, Viridiplantae, Streptophyta, Magnoliopsida, Gentianales, Rubiaceae.